Phytophthora nicotianae INRA-310 is the source of this 1091-nucleotide messenger RNA. RefSeq lists its product as hypothetical. The transcript has a single exon. NCBI's taxonomy places the organism in Eukaryota, Oomycota, Peronosporomycetes, Peronosporales, Peronosporaceae. The record is from RefSeq and is a predicted model, not a curated record. Bases 47 to 895 code for a protein of 282 amino acids. Gene Ontology annotation, molecular function: oxidoreductase activity, acting on the CH-OH group of donors, NAD or NADP as acceptor.
GCGUCAAACCCGCCGUAUCUCCUGCAGCAACCCCUCCAUCUCCACCAUGAGUGUUAUCGGAAGUCGACUUGCAGGCCAAGUGGCCGUGGUCACGGGCGCUGCCGGCGGUAUCGGCCGCAAGUCGGCAAUCCUGUUCGCUAAGCAGGGUGCCAAGGGCGUCGUGUGCGCCGACGUGAACGCCGACGCCGCGGCUGAGACCGUCCAGCUUGUGCAAGAAGAGCUCAAGAAGCUUGGCAAGAGCGACACAGUGGCUCUCGCUGUCCAGGCUGAUGUGUCCAAGGCCAGCGACGUGGAAAACAUGGUGAACGUGGCCGAGAAGGAGUUCGGCUCCCUCAACGUGCUCUUCAACAACGCCGGCAUCAUGCACAGCGCCGACGACGACGCUAUCGCAACGCAGGAGGACGUGUGGGACCUCACCAUGAACAUCAACGUUAAGGGCGUCUUCCUCGGUUGCAAGUACGGUAUCCCGGCCAUGCGGCGUGCCGGCGGUGGCUCUAUCAUUAACACGGCUUCGUUUGUGGGCAUCCUGGGUGCCGCUACGCCCCAGCUCGCCUACACGUCCAGCAAGGGCGCCGUCAUCGCCAUGUCCCGUGAGCUAGCCACGAUCCACGCCCGUGAAAACAUUCGCGUCAACGCUCUGUGCCCCGGUCCGCUCAAUACCGAACUGUUGCAGAAGUUCUUGGACACGGAGGAGAAGAAGCAGCGUCGUCUAGUGCACGUGCCUAUGGGUCGCUUUGGAGAGGCUGCUGAGAUGGCCAAGGCUGCACUCUUCCUGGCUAGUGACGACGCGUCGUACAUCACUGGCACGUCUUUCGUUGUUGACGGCGGCAUUACGUCUGCCUACGUGACGAGCGAGGGACGAGUGGACCCCUUCGGAGGCCCCAGCGAGGUGUAAGAGGAAGGAACCAAUGGAUUCCACGUAGGUUUGAGAACGACAGUAGAGAAAUCAUUUUCUAACACACAAAACAUGUAGCCCGCGUUACAUUAGUCGACGAGACACGGUCCUUCAGUACGAAAUCUAAAAUAACGAUGUGACUUGUUGCUGUUUGAGCCGAAUCCAAGCAAACAGCAAGUCGAUUGGUUUCAUCACG